Iphiclides podalirius (scarce swallowtail) is the source of this 945-nucleotide messenger RNA. NCBI's taxonomy places the organism in Eukaryota, Metazoa, Arthropoda, Insecta, Lepidoptera, Papilionidae. The record is from the annotation of a GenBank genome assembly.
AUGGUACUCUUAUAUAAACCAGAAGACUUUGAUCAGGUUUAUAGAUCUGAAGAAAUGUUACCAUUGAGACCGGGAUUUGACACACUUAUCUAUUAUCAAGAGGAGUUACGGAGAAAUAGAUACAAUAGCAUUUUGGGAUUAACCUCAGCCCAGGGUCAAAAAUGGCGCGAUUUUAGAACUAAAGUAAACCCGGUUUUAUUGAAAACUCAAUUGGUUAAACUAUACACACCCACCUUGGAAGAGAUUUCUAAAGAAAUGACUGAGAGGUUGUUGAAAUUAAAAGAUCAAGAACACUACCUGCAGUCGAAUUUUGAUUCGGAAAUAACUAAAUGGUCAUUAGAAUCAGUGGCGUAUAUUGCCUUAGGUACACGACUUGGAUGCCUCAAUGAUGAGAAAAACAACAAAAAAGCCCAGCUUUUAAUUGCGUGUGCCAGUAACAUUAUGGAGCUUGCAUAUAAAUUAGAAUUCUUCCCCAGUCCAUGGCGAUAUUUCGAAACACCGAAUUUAAAGAAAAUGAUUAAGACCUUAGAUUUACAAUGGGAAAUAAGCGAAGAUUAUAUAAAGAUGGCCAAGGAAGAAAUCCAUGAGCGGAAACGCAAUAUUGCAGAAGAAGAAAAAAGUAUAAUAGAAAAACUUUUGGCAAUCGAUGAUAAAGUAGCCAUUAUGAUGGCCAACGAAAUGCUUUUAGCGGGUAUUGAUACGGUAGCUUAUACAACUAUUGGUUUGCUUUACAAUUUAGCGAUAAAUCCAGAAGUCCAGAAAAAAUUGCGUAAAGAAUUGAGCUCUAAACAACCAAGCAAGUAUCUUAAAGCAUGUCUAAAAGAAUCAUUAAGAUUAUAUCCUGUUUUGCCAGCAAAUUUACGAAGGACUACGAAAGAACAUGUAGUGGGAGGAUAUUGUAUUCCAAAAGGGGUCAAUGAAAUUUUUACCAGAGAGAUGGUUGGU